UGAGUUGGCAACACAAUAUGGAGUGGACCUGGUUCAAGGAUUGGUGGCGUCUCAAGAAGCUUCGGUCUCGCCAUCAGCGGCACAAGAAGAAACUGGAGGCGGCAGCCGCUGCAGCAGCUGAAGCGGCGGCGGUGACUGCUGUCACCAUUGUGCCGCCAGACUCGGAGCAUCAUCAUCAGACCCCAGAUGGUAGUGAUGCUGGACAGGAUGCUCAGCGCACGCAACGGCGGCACAGUUUGGAUGGUGGCAUAAAUCGACGACGUCGUGGUCGUGCCCGGGAUCGUGAUCGUUUGCGCAGGAAUCGUUUGCUGCAACGCCAGCGGAGGAGUCAAAGUGCAGGAGUUCAUGGACAGGCGGAUAAUGGGAAUCCCCUGAGAAAUCAGGAUGAUGAUGAUGAUGAUGAUGAUGGGGAAUAUGGACCCUUCAAUGUCAGCGAUUAUGAGGAUUAUGGACCUAUGCAUGGCAGCGAUGAGGAUAGCGAUGAUUUUUGCUUCUGCGAUGUCUGUUUGAAUGGCGACACCGAUUUCGGGGACAGCAAUGACGGCAUGGACUCCGAUACGAGCACCUCGUCCAGCAAUAGCAAACAGGUGGUCGUUGGCAUCUGUGCAAUGGCCAAGAAGACACAAUCAAAGCCAAUGAAGGAGAUAUUGACACGUUUGGGAGAGUUUGAGUUUAUCAAACUGGUGACAUUCGAGGAGAAUGUGAUAUUGCGAGAGCCCGUCCAGAAUUGGCCCACCUGCGACUGCCUGGUCUCGUUCCACUCGAAGGGAUUCCCGCUGGAGAAGGCCAUCGAGUAUGCCCAGCUGCGGAAUCCCUUUGUGCUGAACAACCUGCAUAUGCAGUACGAUAUCCAGGACCGCAGGCGGGUCUAUGCCAUUCUGGAGAAGGAGGGCAUCGAGAUACCGCGCUAUGCCGUUCUCGAUCGGGAUUCACCGGACCCAAAGCAUCACGAGCUCAUUGAAUCCGAGGAUCAUGUGGAGGUGAAUGGCAUCACCUUUAACAAGCCAUUUGUGGAGAAACCUGUAUCGGCGGAGGAUCACAACAUCUAUAUAUAUUAUCCAACAUCGGCGGGUGGCGGUAGCCAGCGGUUAUUCCGUAAAAUUGGCAGCCGGAGCAGCGUUUAUUCACCGGAAUCGAGGGUGCGAAAGACGGGCUCAUUCAUCUAUGAGGAUUUUAUGCCCACCGAUGUAUACUUUUCAGGCACCGACGUCAAGGUCUACACCGUCGGUCCGGACUAUGCCCAUGCGGAGGCCCGCAAGAGUCCAGCGCUCGAUGGCAAAGUGGAGCGCGAUAGCGAGGGCAAAGAGAUUCGCUAUCCGGUCAUCCUUAAUCACUCCGAGAAGCUCAUCUCCCGAAAGGUGUGUCUGGCCUUUAAGCAAACCGUUUGCGGUUUCGAUCUGCUGCGAGCCAAUGGCAAGAGCUAUGUCUGCGAUGUGAAUGGGUUUAGUUUCGUGAAGAAUUCGAAUAAAUAUUACGAUGACUGUGCCAAGAUCUUGGGCAAUAUGAUUCUACGCGAGCUAACGCCCACGCUGCACAUCCCCUGGUCCGUGCCCUUUCAACUGGACGAUCCACCCAUUGUGCCCACCACUUUUGGCAAAAUGAUGGAACUGCGCUGUGUGGUGGCUGUGAUUCGGCAUGGUGAUCGAACGCCCAAGCAGAAGAUGAAGGUGGAGGUGCGGCAUCCCAAAUUCUUUGAGAUCUUUGCCAAGUACAAUGGCUACAAACUGGGUCACGUGAAGCUCAAGCGACCCAAGCAGCUGCAGGAGAUCUUGGAUAUAGCUCGUUUUCUGCUCAGCGAGAUUCAUACCAAGGCUCAUGCCGAAAUCGAGGAGAAGGAGAGCAAACUGGAGCAGCUUAAGAACGUCCUGGAGAUGUAUGGUCACUUUUCGGGCAUUAAUCGCAAAGUGCAGAUGAAGUAUCAGCCCAAGGGACGUCCUCGCGGCUCCAGUUCCGAUGACACAGCGGAUCAGCCGGCGGAGCCAUCGCUGGUCCUCAUCCUCAAGUGGGGCGGCGAAUUGACGCCGGCGGGUCGCAUCCAAGCGGAGGAGUUGGGUCGCAUCUUUCGGUGUAUGUAUCCAGGGGAGGGAAGGGCAGACUAUUCGGGCACUCAGGGAUUGGGGCUGCUGAGGUUACAUUCAACAUUCCGUCACGAUCUGAAGAUUUAUGCCUCGGACGAGGGUCGUGUACAAAUGACUGCCGCUGCUUUUGCCAAGGGUCUGUUGGCUCUGGAGGGUGAGCUGACGCCCAUUCUAGUCCAAAUGGUGAAGAGCGCCAAUACCAAUGGAUUGCUGGACAAUGACUGUGAUUCCAGCAAGUAUCAGAAUCUGGCCAAGGGUCGCCUCCAUGAGCUCAUGCAGAAUGAUCGGGAGUUCACCAAGGUGGAUCGUGAGCUUAUCAAUCCCUGCAAUAGUAAAUCCAUUACUCAGGCUCUGGACUUUGUCAAAAAUCCAGUGGACUGCUGUCACCAUGUUCUGCUGCUCAUUCGCGAAUUGCUCCAUAUAAUCAGCAUCAAAAAAGACGAUCCCAAGACCAAGGAUGCUAUUUUGUACCAUGGUGAGACCUGGGACCUUAUGCGCUGUCGCUGGGAGAAGAUUGAGAAGGAUUUCAGUACCAAAUCAAAGCUUUUCGAUAUCUCCAAGAUACCUGAUAUCUACGAUUGCAUCAAGUAUGAUUUGCAGCAUAAUCAGCAUACGCUGCAAUACGAUCAGGCCGAAGAGUUGUAUAUUUAUGCCAAGAAUCUGGCGGAUAUAGUGAUACCGCAGGAAUAUGGCCUGACGCCGCAGGAGAAACUGGCCAUUGGUCAGGGCAUUUGUUCGCCGUUGCUUCGCAAAAUCAAGGGUGAUUUGCAGCACAACAUUGACGAGGUGGAGGAUGAGUUUAUGAAUCGCCUGAAUCCGCAUUAUAGUCAUGGCGUUGCCAGUCCUCAGCGGCAUGUCCGUACGCGUUUGUACUUUACCAGCGAAUCGCAUGUCCAUUCGCUGCUCACGGUCCUUCGGUAUGGUGAGCUUCUGAAUGUUGUCACCGAUGAGCAAUGGCGUCGAGCUAUGGAUUAUAUUUCCAUGGUAACGGAGUUGAAUUACAUGUCGCAGAUUGUCAUCAUGCUGUAUGAGGAUCCCACCAAGGAUCCCACAUCCGAAGAGCGUUUCCAUGUUGAGCUGCACUUUAGUCCCGGCGUCAACUGUUGCGUUCAAAAGAAUCUGCCACCGGGUCCCGGCUUUCGGCCUCACUCCCAUGGUGAUAAUGCCAGCAAUGUGAGUCUGAAGUCAUCGGAGGAAUCAAAUCCUGCUCGGAUUGAGGAGGAGAAUGACUCCAACUCGGGCGAAGAGCAGAAUGGCAAGAAACGUUCGGUGAGUUGGAGGAGUUUAUAUUGUAUCUCAGAGAUAAUUAAGGUUGUGAAUCUUUCGCAGACUGGCAGCUCAGAUCGUGCCUCGCCUGCCUUCGGUUUCAAUCGUUUAGAGCUACGUUCCAAGCAGUUUAAAUCCAAGCCCAUACCCAUUGGCGCCCAUCACACGGUCAGUGGUCAUGAGGCCAUGGAUUUGGCCAAGCGGCUCAAUGAGGAGCUGGCAUCGCAGCAGCAGCAGCAACACCACAUGCAGCAGCAUCAGCAGCAACAGGGAGAACAAUAUAACCAGCAGCAACUGAGACCCAUUAGUCCGGAUAUGCGGGCAGUUAGUCCCGAUUGUGAGCCAAGAUCCCGGAGUUUUGAGCAGCGACCAUCGCCGGGAGUUUGUGCCAAGAUGCCGGAUAGCCAAGUUACGGUGUCGGUUUCGGCCUCGGUAUCCUCGGCCAACUCUUCCACGUCGUCGCGGCGCCAAAGACACAGUAUUGCCGGCCAGAUGUCCUAUAUGAAAAUGUUGGGUUUCGGUGGUUUUAAAAAGAUGGCCACCAGUGCGAAUAGCCUUUUCAGCACCGCCGUCAUCAGCGGCAGCUCGUCCGCCCCAAAUCUGCGCGACAUGAUACCGGUAUCAUCAUCCGGUUUUGGCGAUGUGCCGCCUAUACGACCGCUGGAGACGCUUCACAAUGCUUUGUCGCUGCGCAAGCUCGAUGGCUUCCUGCAGGACAUGAUCCUGGCGCAGAUCUUUAAGACGCCAACAGGUUCACCGCCGCGUGGCUUUGAGGCCAAUGCCGUGGCUGCUGGCAAUAUGCCGGCAGUGUCCUCCAUCGCCAUGACAACGGUGGCCAAGGAUGCCUUCGGCCAGGGAGGCAGUGAGUCAGGAUCUAGAAUUGAGGCAACCCAGGAAACGAAAGAGGAGAAAUUUAAGCUGUGGCAAUCGCAGCCACCACCACCACCGCCUCCAGCAGAGUGUCUCCUGCUGGCCGCCCAAGAGCCGGAUGAGUAUCUCCAGGAUGUGGAAAUGAAAUCGCUGCAGCCCAGCUUGGACAUUACCAUGGAGAUUAUGGAGGAGACUGCUCCCGCCUCCUUUGAGCCAAUGAACCAGGACAGCCUCGAGGCGGGCGAGGAGGGAGCCGUUGGCGGCAUUUUCCUUAGCGUCUGCGAGGAGCAGGGAAGUGGCAGCACCUGCCUAACCCCCGUCAGCUUUGGCAUGGAUCUGGAUCUGAGCAUGGUGGCCAACAAGGGAUCCAUGACGCUCUCAAUGGAUGGCUUCGAGGACGAUGAGGAUGCCACACUUUCGGCGGCCACAACGCCCUCCCUGCCAGCGGAUAGCUGUGAGCCUCGAUUGGAGACCUGCUACUGCUGUCCCAGCCAUGCGGAUGGUCCACCGGAAGUGGACACCGAUGAUCCGCGGUAUGGCUUCGCCCUGCCCGUUCGUGUGACCCAGGCAUCACCGGAGCAUGGACGUCCCAUGCCUGUGGCCCGUCGUGCCCAUGAUCCCGUCUCGCCGCGUAUACAAAAGCAAAUCAGUCUGUUUGAGGGUGGCGGAGGCGGAGGCGGCAGUGGAGGCGUGGCGCAGGAGAAGUCCGACUCUACGGGUGGCGGUGGUGCCAUUCUACAUGCUUCCAUCAAUUUGCCGGCAGCUGGAGCUCAACAUCUGCGCCAGGAUGCACGCCUGCGCAAAUUCGAGAAUUUAACGCAGUCCACAUCCAACUCGAACUUUCCCUUUGAGAGCAACACCCUGAAGCGAGUGCCCAUGCAGGCCACCGGCGGUGAUUACGGCAAUGUGAGUCAUACCCAGAGUUGUAUUAAUCUCAAGAGCGGAAGUAGCGGUGUCCUGGCCGGGGGAUCACCACAGCAUCAGCGAGGAGGAGGAGGUGAAGCCGGAGCAGGAGCAGGAGCGGGAGGAACUGCAGCAAGUGGAGCUAUGCCAGCAGAGCGAGGACGAGCACAACCGGCACCGAUGCCAGCUCUCUAUGGACGCCUGGGCAAUCCAUGUUGCUCCUCUGCCUCGGCUUCAGCAUCGGCUUCCCCAACGCCAUCGCCGUCACCCUCACCUGGGGCACUGAUCGUCAAGGAGCGGUUCAUUGAGCCACCCAAGCGGGGCAUUGUUCGCGGCUAUCAUGCCAAGACACAGUCCAUGGAUGCUGAUUUCCUGUUCAACGAGUUUCUCCUGCUGCCGGCCAUGGCGCCAGCGAAAUUAUCGUUCGAUAGCUCCGAUAUCGAUAGGGCCAGCGAUGAUGAGGCCAGUUGCUCCUCCUCGACGAAGAAGAGGCACUCUUAGCUUAUGCCUUCAACUGCUAAAUCCUCUACAAAGCACAAGUAAUUCGCAUUCUAUACAAAAUCUCUUACUAUACAUUACGUAAUUUCCUGCUGCUGUUAACGAUAUUAAAGUAAACGUAAUCGUAAAUGCUAUCGCAUAUUGGCGUGGAUUAUCGCACAGAGAUCGAUGGGACUCUUUAAUCUUAAUCAAACUUGUUGUUGUUGUUGGGCCAAGCAAAUAAAAAUAAAAGGCUAAUCUCUAUUUUUCUGUCUACAA
This is a messenger RNA of Drosophila serrata, 5873 nucleotides long. Its product is annotated as inositol hexakisphosphate and diphosphoinositol-pentakisphosphate kinase. NCBI's taxonomy places the organism in Eukaryota, Metazoa, Arthropoda, Insecta, Diptera, Drosophilidae. The record is from RefSeq and is a predicted model, not a curated record. Gene Ontology annotation, molecular function: inositol hexakisphosphate kinase activity; 5-diphosphoinositol pentakisphosphate 1-kinase activity. Gene Ontology annotation, biological process: inositol metabolic process; inositol phosphate biosynthetic process. Gene Ontology annotation, cellular component: cytosol.